This is a messenger RNA of Fomitopsis serialis, 1959 nucleotides long. RefSeq names its product P-loop containing nucleoside triphosphate hydrolase protein. Gene Ontology annotation, biological process: protein import into peroxisome matrix. The record is from RefSeq and is a predicted model, not a curated record. Lineage: Eukaryota; Fungi; Basidiomycota; Agaricomycetes; Polyporales; Fomitopsidaceae. Gene Ontology annotation, cellular component: peroxisomal membrane; cytosol. Bases 314 to 1753 code for a protein of 479 amino acids. Gene Ontology annotation, molecular function: ATP hydrolysis activity; ATP binding. The transcript has 10 exons.
AGUCGGACCCGCAGACGAACAGCAGACCACGAUUGAUCGCAGGAUAAGAACACCAGGGCCCUGCAUUCCAAUCCAGUCCACAGUCACUGUAAUGUCUAGGUCCUACGCGCCCGUGCUACCAUCCAGCAACCAAACAGGGUAAGUUAACCUUGUAUCGCUCCACACAUGCUCACACGUUCUUUGCGGCUACAGAUGGUCGUCUGCGUCUGCAGCGCUAGAGCCCCAUCGCUGACUCGUCCCGAUACGCAGCAACUAUCCGUAAAAGACAAGACAUGCCUAUUGGAUACACAGAGAUAACAACUCAAGUCAGAGAAUGUCUGCUUCUGCCGCCCGUGUGGUACCCCUCAGCUGGAGUAUAAAGCACACGAUGUUCAGCUCUAUUGAGACAGGGAAUCCUAUGAGUGAAUUCUACGACUUCUGGAUACGACAAGCGUCUGCGCAGUUGAGCGAACCUGCCGUGAUUUGCGUCGAGAAGUUGCGAAAGUUGCACCCUGAUGCGUCCAUCGUCGCCUUCAGUGAUGUUGCCGGUUUCAACCUCCAAGGCCUCCCAGGGGUCAAGGUCGUUUCUGCUAAGCCGCAGUCAAUAAGCGUGAAAACAUUUGCCCCCGCCGCUCGGAUGGUGUUCCGUGAGGGCGGUGAGGCCGGCAAGCUGGCGGAUAACUGGAAGUUUGCGGCUUUCCAGCUGACAUGGAAGGAUGACGACUUCCUGUGUUAUACUCUGCAAUACACCUAUGGCAUGCGCGGCAUCCAAAUGUCCACCCAUUUUCUCGUGCACAGCUCUGCAGACAGGUGUCACGCCCUGUUGGAAGCUGCAGGUGCAUGGCAAGCACAGCUGCACGAGGAGAUUCUAGUCUUCGAUGAAGCGCGCUGGCAAAAGAGUCACGAGCUCUGGGUUGAGGUCCACAAGGCAAACUGGUCCGACGUCAUUCUGAAAGAGGCGUUCAAAGAGCAGCUCAUGGGGGAUGUGGAAGGGUUCUUCGACAGCGAGGGCUUGUACAAGAGCCUCUCUGUACCGUGGAAGCGAGGUAUAAUUAUACACGGUCCGCCUGGCAAUGGAAAGACCAUCACCCUGAAGGCGAUCAUGAAGACAUGCUCCGAUCGAGGCUUUGCGCCGCUGUACGUCAAAUCCUUCAGACACCACAGAGGCGACGAGGGCGCAAUGGUGGAUGUGUUCAACAAAGCGCGCGAGAUGGCGCCGUGCGUCAUGGUGCUGGAGGACCUCGACUCCCUAAUCACUGACAAGAACCGGAGUUUCUUCCUCAAUCAGCUCGAUGGGCUAGAGGGAAACGAUGGGCUCCUCCUCAUUGCAAGCACGAACCACCUAGAGAAGCUCGACGUCGCUCUGAGUGGGCGGCCCAGUCGGUUCGACCGCAAGUUUGCGUUUGACAAUCCGGAUGAGCGGGAGCGCGCGCUAUACGUCAAGUACUGGCAGAAGAAGCUUGACAAUAACUCCUCCGUCGAGUUCUCCGACGCCCUUGUGGACGAGCUCGUCUCUGAGACCUCUGGGUUCAGCUUCGCGUACCUCAAGGAAGUCUUCAUAUCGUCCCUCGUGCUUCUCGCAAAUCCCAAACACGCCGUGACUUCUUCGUUCGGAGACGUGACGAAGGGCCAGAUCCAGGAUCUUCGGGAGCAGAUGGAGAAGGCAAAGUCACAGGCGGCGGCAAAGCCUUCGACUCAAGAGAGCAGUGGUGGCGGAAUACAAAUGAUCGGCCCGCGGUUCUUUGGGGCUAUGGCUGAGCCCAUAGUCGGCUGAGAGUUGUGUUUGGGACGACUUGUAUCUUGUUGGCACCCGGGUGCACUUGUAACAGUUGGAGAAUCAGUCGCAGCCGUGAAUUGCCUGGCAAUUGACGACGUUCAAUGAAAUCGCGUUGGUUGUGAGCGUGACAUAUGAUAGUGACGUUCAAUGAACAUGCAUCUGAAUACCUACGCGCUUUUUUAAACACACUAGACUUCCUGGAC